Messenger RNA from Sebastes umbrosus (honeycomb rockfish), 4910 nucleotides. RefSeq lists its product as uncharacterized. The coding region runs from base 250 to 2145 and encodes 631 amino acids. The record is from RefSeq and is a predicted model, not a curated record. The transcript has 11 exons. NCBI's taxonomy places the organism in Eukaryota, Metazoa, Chordata, Actinopteri, Perciformes, Sebastidae.
AGAGGAGCCGAGUGUCUCCGAGAGCGAGCAGAGCCCGACAUAUUCUGAACACCCUCCAAAUGUUGAGCCCGAGUCGUGAAGUGCAGCUCUUGAGGGGGGCGAGGUUGGAAGGGAGGGAGAAAACAGGCGACGAGGGAGAAAACAGGCUUCGUCCGCACUGAUCUCCUCCUCUGAAAGCAUCCAGCAUCCUUCACUGACCGCACCGACAGCUCCGACCGGCCAGCUAGAGGCUCAAAACAAUCGGCCAGGAUGGCGACAGUCAGUGUGAUCGCAUUCAGCCUUCUGCUCACCACAGCUCUCUCUGCCCCUCUGAAAGUUGACGAUGAAUCCGAGACCUUGCUCCACGGCAAUGACUUCAACAUCAUGCUGCCCUCACUCUCGUGGGAGGUCACGUUUCGGAACAGGUCUGCUCCGCGGUCGGGUGAUGUGUUACUGAUGCGUGACGGCAAAGUGGUCAACAGUCGGGUCAAACUCAACGCCAUACUCAGUCACCUCAUUGUAGACAACGUGGGUGAGGGAGACGAGGGCCGGUACACUCUGAAGAACCCAGAGAAUCCAGAGGACAUCAGACUCAUAACGCUUGUAGUCCGAGAUUGCUCCUUCGAUCAGUCCAUUAAAUAUGGAGACAACUUCAAUAUUCCAGUGUUAGGGGUGACUCCCCCCAUCACCCUGGAGUACAAGCCCAGUACUGUGGAGGCCAACCAGACAUCAAGACCUGCUCUGAUGCUGCUGACCAGCACAGGGAUGUCCAGGGACGGCUACCAGGGUCGCAUCAGCGUCAACGAGCGCCACGUCACCCUCAGCACUGGCACGGGCUCAGACGCAGGCAGCUACACUGUCAGGGAUGCCGAAGGUGUCAUCCAAAGCAAAAUAUGCCUCAACGUCAGAGAGCACCAAAACUUUGUGACCUUGCCACACGGUAACAGACUGAAGAUCAACCUGAUACUCAACAGCUCCUUGGUCCGUCUCUACUACACCCCGGACAAUGAUCGCAUAACCCGUCUGCUGCUGGACAAGGGAGAAUUCACAAGUGCCAGAGAGGAGCUGGGUCUCGAGGACCGUAUGUCUAUGGAGGGUUCAAUGGUUUAUCUGGACCAGUUCAAGGGUACAGAUGUAGGCCAGUUCAAAAUUACUGACAUACUGGGUUUCCCUGUGUCCAACAUCCACGUGAAGCUACAACCCUACAAGCUGGAGUCAGUGUAUGUGGCCAUCAUUGCCCUGUUGGGCCUGCUGGUUUUCCUGCUGCUGGUUUGUCUGCUGUCCUGCCUGAUCAAAGUGAAGAAGAGGGCCAAGAGGGCCGCUGUUCUGGAGAAGAUCGCCGAGAACUCUGGCAAAGAGGACGAGGGAGAGGCCUUCAGACAGGUGGUCAAGAACAUCACCAAACUCAGUGAGGAAUCCAAGCAUUCCCAGGCAGACAAUACAGAGAAAUCGCAGAGCACCGAGGUGGACAUUAAAGGUCUGGAGGUUUCUUCUAAAGAGGUCGGAGUCGGUAACCUUGACACCAGUGACUCUGGCGUUGGCUUUAACACCGCCCUCCCACUGGACACUGACACUGAUGCUGCUGAUCAAAACCUCGACUCUGUGGCUGAAGGCAUCUCUGAAUCCAAACCAAGUCCACCGUCUGCUCCUGCUGCUGAGUCCACGCCAAGCGCUCCACCAGCCCUGGAAAUAAAAUCCAGUCCAGUAGCUGAAACUAAAGCCUCCCCAGCACCCGAGACCAAGAAAACCCCCGAUCAGCCAGUGGAAGCAAAGUUGGACGUGCCCAAACCAGCGGAUGUUAAGCUCAGCCCAGCCUCAAGCCCCGAGCCCAAGGCUCGUCUGAGUCCAGCUGAUCCAAAGCCUGCACCCAGCCCGAGCCCAGAGCCUAAACCAGCUUCUCCCAAAGCCCCCACUCCAACACCUGAAAGUAAGAGUGCCCUGACUCCUACACCUGAGCACCCCAAACCAACCACACCAGAACCUAUUACCAAUGGUACACCUGAGCCAGGCCCGGAUUCCAAACCAAGCCCGGAUCACGCCGAUAUUAUCGGAGCUCCAAAAGCGGCUCCCCCUAAAACCCCUGAAGUGGAGCUGAAACCUAGCGGUGCCGCGCUGGAGGCCAGCAACGACGGCACCGGGGCUGAGGAUUCGACCACCACCACCUGAGAACUCCCCCGGGUAAAGAUCCAAUGGAAGCACCGCAGAUCUUCUCCAUCCACCGCCACUGUAGACAAUGAACCCCCCUACCAAAUAAUGAAGAAACCACUGAAACUGGAGGCGAGGACUUCCUUUUUAACACGUCUAAUGCCUGAACGCAGUAUUACUUUGAUAACGGUAUCUCACUCACACACUAACACAUAACCUUUGAGACUCAUAACCUUGAGGGCUUGUUGAUUGUUUAACAUUUUAGUUGUAUGCACCACCUUGCAGUUUUUAUGGUAACUUCAUGGUGAAACUGACAGACUGCAAAUGAAUUCCUUUGCAGAGUUUACAAAACUCCACAUAAGGUCUUUUUUAACAUGAUGACGUAGCAGAAAGGUUUACAACAUUUCAUUAAAACAAGAAUUUACUAGAAUUCCUUCUACCAUCUAAAAUGCUUGUUCCUCUAUCAGCAUGUGGAUAAAACAGACAAACUGCAUGCAAUUUUCAGCCAAUGAUAUCUCAAACCUACAAAAAUGUGUCGUGACGCUUUCCUCAAAACGGAAAUGAAAGCCCUUUUGAUCACACACUGUACAUAGCUGAAAUACAGACGCUUGUGCAGGUCUUCUUUCUUCAGACACAUCUGCAAUACAUUUUCACAUGUAAAAAAAAAAAGAUUAGUUUUGCAUAACUUUACCGACACAAGAAAACAUACUACUAACCCUACUAUUUAUAGUCUCUGAGAUUGAGAUUCAGACUCCCAGUGGAUAUCUCAGAUGAUUAAAAUGUGUUUUGCAGACUGAUCCCUCAAGUCCGGAUCAACCACUUUACUGCCUUUGAUCCGGAUUUCCCCAUGGCUCUAUAAAAAUCCCAUUAUUCCCGCAGUUUAAUAGCAAGCUCACGCCAGCAGCAACUCUGGCACUUAACGGGACCACCAUGUUCCCGCUGUACGUCGGGCUUUUCAGAGGUGAAAUGCUGAAUGAAAGCGUCUGGUGGGUUCAGAUAGAACAUGCUUUCUUUCUUUCAUUACCCUUCCCUCCUUCCUACCUUAAGGCUUUCCUUUUGCUGUCCUUCCUUCAAUGAUCGUCCCCUUUCUUUCCUUCCACCUUUGUCUCCUUUCCUUUGCUGGGCAUAAUUUUAACUACUUAUACUUACAGCCUUUGACAGAGAUUAGAAUCAUGACUUUAGUUAUUUAUUUUGUAUUCAAACUAGAUAUUUGGUUGUGUUGACCGUGACAGAAAGUAGUACCUGUGUCUUUGGCUCUCUGAAAUUUGGCAAAAGCUUAAUCAUUACUACCUAUCAUCUUUAAUGGCUCCAAAAUACUCCAGUGAGGCCUUUAUCAAUGGCACGACAUCAUCUUUGUGGAUGUUCAGUCAACACAAAAUAGUUGAAUCUCUUGUAAGGUCUUGAAAUGUAGGAAAAUCCAUCUCCGACCAACUGGCAUUUCUCGGUAGCUUUCCUGACUAAUAGAUUUUUCUUACAAGUAAAUUGAUAUCAGGCGAAACGUCAGCAUUUAAAAGAAGACCUAUGACCAGAUAGGUUUAGAUGUCAGAUUUGAUACUAAGAUCAAUAAAUAUUAAAAACAUAAUUAAGGGGCCUCAAUGUUGAAUGGACAAACAGAUGUAUUACAUUACAAAGGCUUUCUAAUGUAAAACAUGUAAAACACUAGAUCUGUGAAGGAACCACGAACCCAUUUUGGCGAUACUAACAAUUGUCUUCAUACACACAUAUACACACACACAGACACACAUUCCAGCCUUGUAAAUAUUGCAUGUGUACGCCGGUUUAACCCCCUCUAGGCUGAAUGUUUCUAGUGUAUAGAAUGGUUAUUGUAUUAUACUUAAUAAUAAAGAAGAAAACUAAUUUAAAUUUCUCACCAACCUUAAACCCAGAAUAUAAAAUAUAUACACAUACAGUACUAUAUACACUAAUAUUCACUAACGUCUUGAACUAAUUUAAGAACCAAAUAUUGUAAAAAUCCAUCAAGACUAUAUUAGAUCUUUUUAGAUCAAUUAUCUGCUGUUAUUGCCAUCCCAACCUGACGAUACUCACACAGCAUCUCUCACAGUAUUUACAUGUUGUAUUCAAAUGUUUAACCUAUGUCACUUAAAGACUGCAGCAUGCCCACAACAUGAAAACAGGCUUUUAUUGUCCUCAAGUUGUGUCUGUGUGUGUGACCAGAGGAGUGAUGUUUUAAUGUUGCCAUCAUUGUGUGUUUGGGGUUUCUGUAUGACGCACAUAUCUGUGAGUGUGAAUGAUUUAUGACCGAGUGUGUGUGCUGAAUCUAUGCAUAUAGGCCGUUUGUACAGAAAGACACAACUGUACUUUAUGUGUGCUUCUCCGUCUGUUGUGAGUGAGGUAUUCAUGUGCCUGCUUAAAAUCGUCCCGCAACGUGAAAAAAAACAAGUGCUGUGUUAUAAGUCAUGGGUGUGAAUGUGUUUAAAGCCACAAAAUAUUGUAAAAGAUAUUGUAACUUUGAGAUAUUUGAGUGACUCUUGUCUUUGUUUAGUGCCUAAAAUGUAUACUGGAUAGUUGGCCUGUAUUCUGUCAUUUGCCGACACUCCUAAUGGCACCUUUUUCCUAAUAGGUCACGAAAGCUGUUUGCACACCUGACUGAACAAAGUGGUACCACUGACUGGCCAAUGAUAUGCUAAUGUGUAGGAGGUAUGUGACAUAUUGUAUAAAGAUGACAUCCAGAGGACUCUGAGUAGCAAAAGGAGUGCUGAGUGUGCUCAAUUUGUGAGUUUGCUUUCCAUUUCAUUAAAGGGGACCUAUUGUGCUUUUUCCCUUUC